Drepanopeziza brunnea f. sp. 'multigermtubi' MB_m1 is the source of this 705-nucleotide messenger RNA. RefSeq lists its product as uncharacterized. Lineage: Eukaryota; Fungi; Ascomycota; Leotiomycetes; Helotiales; Drepanopezizaceae. The record is from RefSeq and is a predicted model, not a curated record. Gene Ontology annotation, molecular function: pyridoxamine phosphate oxidase activity; FMN binding. Gene Ontology annotation, biological process: pyridoxine biosynthetic process.
AUGGCUCUCAACCCACCUCAGAACACUUCCAAGCUAAUCUUUGCACCCGCCAACGACAAAACCAAUUCCCAAGCCGACCAAUACACCAAAGGCGCCCUUGAAAGAUCCGACCUAGAUCCUAACUCCCCUUUCACACAAUUUCACAGCUGGUUCACACACGCGCAGUCCAAUGGGGUGCAUCAGCCCGAAACCGUAUGCUUGUCUACAGCCCUCCUACCAUCUGGCAGAGUUAGUUCGCGGAUGGUAUAUUUAAAAGAACUGGAUACGACCGGCUUCGUAAUAUACUCCAAUUUCGGGACGUCGAAGAAAGCGAAGGAUCUAGAGGGCAAUAAAUGGGCCAGUCUGACUUUUUGGUGGAGAGAGCUGGAGAGGCAGGUUAGGGUUGAAGGACAGGUGGAGAGGUUGACGAGUGAAGAAAGCCAGAAGUAUUACGAUACGCGGAUUCGCGGGUCGAAACUGGGUGCGUGGGCUAGUCGGCAGAGCCAAGUGCUUGAGAGCAGAGAGCAGUUGGAGGGGUGGGUGAAGGAGAUCGAGGAGAAGUUCGAGGGGGUGGAGAAGAUUCCCGUGCCGGAAUUCUGGGGUGGGCUGAGGAUCAAGCCGGAGAUGGUGGAGUUCUGGCAAGGAAGAGAGAGCAGGUUGCAUGAUCGGUUCCAAUACACCAAGGUGGAGGAAGGCGGUUGGAAGAUUGAGAGGCUGAGCCCGUAA